Messenger RNA from Naegleria fowleri, 648 nucleotides. RefSeq lists its product as uncharacterized. Bases 1 to 648 code for a protein of 215 amino acids. Lineage: Eukaryota; Heterolobosea; Eutetramitea; Acrasida; Naegleriidae. The transcript has a single exon. The record is from RefSeq and is a predicted model, not a curated record.
AUGCCAAGCCGUCACUAUGAUGUCAAUGAAAACGAUCUAUCGGGUUUUGCCUUUAUAGAUCAUCCCAGUGAUGACGAUGAUAUAGAUCCAAUCUUUGAUGGUAUUGAAAAAAGUGAAUCCUUUAAACAGCAAGAAGAAGAAAAUCAAUUAAAAAAGAAACGAAAAAUUAAGGAAACACUCAAUUAUUACCAAUCACUGAAAAAACAAGUAAUAGAAAAACCAACCAUAAAGAAUGUAAUUCAUUUAGAAUUAGAUGAAUCACUACUUUUAGCCAAUGAACCUUCCACGCCAUCCAUGGUCACUCACGAUCGUGGAGAUGAAGAAUUUAAUCUCAUUCAAUCGGAUCAAGAAGAAGAUGAAACGAAUAUUCCCACUACUACGACCACCUCCAAAAGUGUUCCUAUAUCCAAAUUAGAUCAAGCUCUUGCGAAAAUCAACGAAAAAAAGAAAACAACCAUUUCUCAAAGCAAAGAAGAUUGGAAACAAUUCAAAAAGCAAGAAGGAAUUGAACAUGAAUUGCAACAAUAUCGAAAAGAUGGUUAUUUGGAAAAACAAGCAUUCUUAGAACGAACUGAAAUGAGAGAAUUUGAAAUUGAAAAGGAUUUAAGAAAUUUGGAAAGAAAAAGAAAGGAACAGCAACUGAAAUGA